CCUAAGCUCGUGGUCUACUUUGAACAAUGGGGCGUCUAUGCGCGCAAUUAUACACCAGCUGAUCUCCCAAUCAGCAUCAUCGAUGAAGUAUCUUAUGCUUUCGCAGGCAUCAAGGGUACCUACCCUGACGACGUGCCCAUGCAUGAAAGUCUUUUGAUUGACCGCUUCGCCGACUUGGAGAAGCAAUUCCCCAACGGCGUCCCCUCUGUCAAAGGAAAAACACCUCCAUAUGCUGGCAACUUUGGUGAAUUCCUAAAGCUCAAGCAGCAUGGCAAUGCCUUCAACUUUUCCUUGUCCUUAGGUGGCUACACCGGCUCUGGAGCAAUCUCAGCAGUAUUGGCCAAUACGAAGCAGCGCAAGGACCUCCUUCAUCGUAUCGACGAGACGGUCCAGUAUUACGGAGACUUUAUGACAGGCGUCAGUAUUGAUUGGGAGUAUCCUGCUGGUCCUGCUGGCAUCAAUUACGGUGCGCCAAACAAUACCGUCUCGAAGGACGAUCGUAAGCACUUCUCCCAUUUUCUGCAUGAGUUACGCUGUAAGCUUGGCCACAACAAGUCCAUCAGUGUGGCUGUCACUGGUAAUGUUGCAAGAAUGGAUGGAUUGCCCUUCAAAGCGCUGGCAAAGCAUGUAGAUCAGGUCCAUCUCAUGAGCUACGAUUACGGCUCCUCUGCUUUCGGUGACACCACGACCGUGCAUGCAGCAAAUCUCUACAAGAGCGAAACAGGCACGACGCCCUUUUCAGCGGAUGAAGGUGUCGAAGCGCUUUUGAAAAACGGCAUCCAUCCUCAUCAGAUAUUCAUUGGCGUGCCCACGUAUUCUCGUGGUUUCGCCAAUACGGAUGGUCUUGGCAAGUCUUGUUCUGGCACAACAACAGAUAUGUCGUGGGAGGCAGGCGUUUUGGACUACAAGGCCAUUUCGCCUCAUCCGUCCUUCAAAGAAGCAUUUGAUGUGAAGGCUGGUGCGGGUUAUGCGUAUAGUGCAGAGAAGCGCGAAUUACUCAGUUACGAUACACCGGAAAGUGUACGCGCCAAGGCCAAGUACGUGGUGGACAAGGGCCUCGGUGGGAUUAUCGUCUGGGCAGCAAGCGGCGAU
Protomyces lactucae-debilis is the source of this 1092-nucleotide messenger RNA. Its product is annotated as glycoside hydrolase. The annotation marks the transcript as partial. The record is from RefSeq and is a predicted model, not a curated record. NCBI's taxonomy places the organism in Eukaryota, Fungi, Ascomycota, Taphrinomycetes, Taphrinales, Protomycetaceae. Gene Ontology annotation, biological process: chitin catabolic process; carbohydrate metabolic process. Gene Ontology annotation, cellular component: extracellular region. The transcript has a single exon. Gene Ontology annotation, molecular function: chitin binding; chitinase activity.